Messenger RNA from Funneliformis mosseae, 240 nucleotides. The record is from the annotation of a GenBank genome assembly. NCBI's taxonomy places the organism in Eukaryota, Fungi, Glomeromycota, Glomeromycetes, Glomerales, Glomeraceae.
AUGAUUUCUAACAUUAUUAAGACGGUUGAAGAAAAUAUCAAAGACUCUGAUGCAGAAUUAAUAGUCAACGCAUCUGAUAUCACCCUAGAUGAUACUGAAAGAAUAUACGCUUCAGGAGAUAUUGGAAGUGAUAUAGAAUCAGAGGACUCUGAACCUAAAGAUAAGCAUAACUUAGAUCCAAAAUCAGAAUCUACAGAAAAUGAUGAAAUAUCUGAUAUUAUCAAUAUAUAUAGCUACUAG